GCUGCCUCCUCCUCCUGCGCUUCAGCCCGGCCUGAACACAAGACACGGAGAGGGAGCGCAGAGGGCCUGAAAAUGGCGGCUGGAAGUGGAGCCGCGAGCGGCCAGAGUCGCGGCUCGGCCGCUGUGCUGGAGUCGAGCCUGGACCGUCGCUUUCAAGGAGUUACAAACACGAUGGAGUCGAUUCAGGGACUAUCGACCUGGUGCAUCGAGAACAAGAAACACCACAGCAUCAUCGUCCGGCACUGGAUCAAGCGGCUGAGGAAAUCGGAUUCAUCUCACAGGCUCAAUCUCUUCUACCUGGCUAAUGAUGUCAUUCAAAAUUGCAAGAGGAAAAAUGCCAUUGUCUACCGCACCACCUUCACUGAUGUUCUUCCAGAGGCUGUUAAGCUUAUCAAUUCUUCGAAAGACUCACAGGUGUGCAAGUCUGUGGACAGGAUCCUGUCUAUCUGGGAGGAGAGGAAUGUUUACUCAGAGGAGCUCAUUAGUCAGCUCCGGGGCAGUCUGAUCCAGAAAGAAGAACCACCAGCUCCUGUUCAAACUGUCAACCCAAAGGCAGCACUAAGAUCCAAGAUAGUUGCAGAGUUUGUGCCCUCAGCAUUCAUUGAGCAACUGACUAAGUACAGGAAGUCAAUAGAUGAGACGGAGCUAAAAGAGAAACAGCUUGCUGCUAUGAGAGUGGAUGUGUGCAGCACCACAGCUUUAAAGAAACUCAAAGAUAAAGCAGGUGGCAAGCGUUUUUCCAAGGAUUUUGAGGACGGUAGUAAAAAGCUUCAGGACUUUGUAGCCUAUCUCGAUGGAGAAGUCAAAAAGGGACCGCCCCUGAUGGAGGCUCUGGAGAAUGCAGACAUCUUCUAUGAAAUGCAGUAUAAAGAGGUUAAAAUUAUAACCAAAGCCUAUCAAACUUUUGCCAACCGAGUGUUGCAUCUCAAGCGUAAACUGGAUGCACUCAAAUCCGCUGUACCUGACCCCAAUGAAUCACCCGUUCCAUCACCCUUGGAAGAUGCCCCCUCACCCACAGGGUCAGAGUCACCAUUCCAUGACCUUCCACAAAUUGGUACCCCAGACCCGGAGCUGGAUGGCCAAGCUAUGGAGGAGGACCUGAUUGCUUUGGGUGAUGCUCCUAGUCCGCUGUCCUCCAUUGGAGAGAAAGAUAACCGUGACGUUGAGGAUAUGGAGCUGUCCGAUAUGGAGGAAACCGAAGGGCCAGCCAUCAUAGUGGAAGAGAAAGUGGAGCAGCCCAGUCCUGUCAGUAUUCUAAGUGAAACCCCUGCGGUUGCAGUCACUGUACCCUCUCAGCCCAGUCAAGCUGCACCAGUGAAGCAGGUCACAGCUCCAGCUCCAGCUCCAGUUCAAGCUGCAGUUCCAGCUCCAGCUCCAGUUCAAGCUGCAGUUCCAGCUCCAGUUCAAGCUGCAACUCCAACUGCAACAGUGACCCCAACAACUCCGUCACUUCCCAUUAAUCUCGCUGGAGUUGAUCUAAGCAAAAUCAGCUCCAUCCUUAGCACACUUACAAAUGUGAUGAAGAACUCUGGGGUGAGCCCAGCAUCCCGUUCAUCCACCACUACUUUAAACACCCCUUCCACAGCAAGCUCAGCUCCAAAAACCCCCACCACACCCGCCCCAGCAGCAGCUCCUGCAGCCAGCCCCCUGGCUAGCAUCCUCUCCAGGGUGGACUUCAACCCAAGUACACUGCUCAGCGCCUUGUCCAAAACCCAAGCACAAGGAAUUGGCCUUCAGGGUCUCUCAUCCUUACUGAACAAUCAGACUGGAAUCACCACUACACCAUCAGGCCAAGGGGAUGGACCCAUCACAAUGGACCCAUCCCCAGACCCCACUAAUGUAUUGCAUUCACAAGCCUCUCCAAAGACCACAGUGUCAUCUGCUCCCCCACCGGCCAGAGUUUCCACUCCUCAAAGAGCUGAACUCGCCCAAUCUUCUCAAUCUCCCAACAUUAUUCAGACCAGAGAUCUUCAGAAAGAAGUGGAACCAGAGCCUGUUACCUCUGUCAGCUCUAGUUUGGAUUCCAAAAUUGAUAGUUUCCUCCAGGGGAAUUCAGUGUUGAAAGGCUUAAAUAUGGGUUUCCCUUCUGUUUUGCCUUGGCCUAAAGGUGUUGACAGUCCUUCAACAAGCACAGACAACCUUGGUGGAACUCCUGUAAGGGAUGAAUCUGGUGCUACUCCAACUCAAGAUGAAGUCAUGGAUGAUCCUGUAGUACAACCGCCCUCAUAUCAAGGUGGGCCUAGAGAAGCAGCAUCAGCAACAUCAGCUUUGGCAUCCAGUUCUGCACCCCCAGUGACCAGUGAAAUGCCAAUGGCCACUUACUCAGAUUUAUGGAAAGAGCAAAAUAAGCAUGGUUCACAAUUUGGAUUUCGGUCACAAAAUGGAGGACAGCUCUAUGAUAGAAAGGACUUCCAAAUUUCAGAGCCUUCUCUGACUCAAGCAGGGACUGGAAGACAUCAACAUGUAGAACCUCUGCUGCAGUCGUCUUUGGCAAAUAGCAGUCAAAUGUCCAAUGAGAAUGUUAAUAUGGACAGAACUGGCUCAGUAAACCAAGGGGCAACUGCAUAUUCCAUUACUGGUAAAGCAAGAGAUGAUGCUGGUGCUGGCCUGGCAGAUGGUGGCUGGUACAGGGAAUCGUAUAGAGGUGGACUAGAGCAGCCUGUGGCCCACUCUGAGGGGUAUGGCAGAGAACAGUUCCCCUCUGAAGAACCUAGAAAAGAUCUUAGUAGUUCUUCAGACUUCUUUAAGGCCCUGCUUCCACCACUGCCCCCAAUUCCCCAGCUUCCACCUCCUCCUACAGAAUUUCUGCCCCCAGUGGAAGGUGCGAGCAAAGAUUCUGUGGAGCAUCCAGAUCCUGUUGAUAAAACGCAGCCUGGUGAUAUGCAUCCUUAUGUUUCACCAAAUCCUGUUGGUUACGAAGAUUACGAUGAACGUCAAUCCCAUCCGUUCCCACCUAAAGAGCCUUUGAAUCCCCAUCUGAAUAUGUCUGGACCUCGGCUCCGUGGUCCAGCACCUCGCAUGGCCCCUCCAGACCCUAGGACUGGCCAUGUCGAUUACAAUAAUCGCAUGGGAGUCCCUCAGCGCCUUCCACAUCCCCCUAAUAUGAUCCAAAACCGACCAAGGCCUCCCAACCUUAGGGGCUUCCCAGAGACUUCAAGUGCUCCACAAGCUCCAUCUGAGGAGCCCUACAUUGAACCAUAUAAUAACCCAGUCCAUCAUAACCCUUCUUCCCAUCCUUUUCAUGGUGAGCACCCCCUUUCUCCUCAAUCACAUGAUUAUUACCCUGAAGACAGAGAUAUUCCCCCACGCCACCCAGAACAUAGACCUGCUCCUUCUCUUGAACAUAGACCUCCUGCUCCGUUCCCCUAUCGAGGUCCCCGUCCUGGCCCAUUCCCACCCCAGAGACCUCUGCGUCGCCCUCCCCCACCACACAUGCCGUUUCCAGGCGAGCUGCCAUUUCAGAGAGGAAAGCGACAUGGUCCCCCAUUUGCUGGAGGUCCCAGAGCUGGGGGUAUGUUUUACCCCCCUAAAAGACCUUUCUUGCCCCCGCGGUAUUGAGUUGUUGAAGCAUGUGCAUCCAACUGCUAAAAUAUUGGACUUGCUGCCAGAUGAGGCUUCCUGCUGUCAACCACGUAAUCUGGAUCUCCUGCUGGAUUCCUUCGCUAGGCGUGGCUAGGUAACAUCACUAAUUUUCACUCACAGUUAAAUAUACCACAUAGCCACAUACUCCAUAUUGGUGUUAAGAAGCUUGAAGAUCUGUGUUCUCCCAUGGGUUGGGGAUUUGAAAGACCUUCAGUCUCAGUACGGGCUGUGGAGAGAAGGUUGUCAUGUAACCGAGUAAUGCCAGUUGAAGAUUACUGCAGUGGAAGAAGGAAGAAAAACAGGGUGGAAUUCUGGUGACGAAGUGUCGAGCAAGUGGAGGAGGCUUGAAUGUGGCAGGAUAAAGAAGGAAUGAGGUGCUUAUCCUUUUAUUUGAUCUAUUUUUUGACAUAGAUUUUUUUCUAGUUUCAGUUAAAAGUCAGUGUGUUGAAGGGUUUUAUACUACCCUUUCAUCCCUCUUAAAAAUGCUGUGUGCGUGUGUGCCUGUGUGCAUGUGUAUUCAUGUAUGGAAAAGUGGCUGUCUGAAUGGCACAUAAACAUCUGGCAUUUAAAAUGUAUAUUCCACCAAAUGUUCAAAAAGUUGUGCAAAAAUCAGUUGUUGAAAUUACUCAAAGUGGCAGAGAAAGGAACCAGGGGUUACAAUGUUACUGUUGAUUUAGUACAUGUUACAUGUUCUAUAGCCAAGGGUUGUGAAAACUUAUUUACAAAAGGCUAUUGGGGCAUUCCAAACAAGCACACCUCAAAUUCUGGAAAGCUGGACCAUGGUCUGAACCAAUGUUCAUAUGUUUGUGUUUGUCUACAUUUGGUAUAAUUUGUUAAGGUGUUACACUGCAGUUUAUUGAGCGACUUAAAAAAGUUACAAACUUUAAAAGCAUGUGUGUCUCAGCAAAAUCAGCCAGACUUUCAGAUUACCUUUGGAUUUCUUAUUCAUAAGGAGUUUCCCCUUAUGAACAAGCAAUUACAGUAGAUACAUAUAUAUUGCAAACAUAAUCAAAAGUCAGAAGCAUCCCAAAAAGGGUUUUCAAACUUAAAAAAAAAUAGACCAAUACUGCUUUUUUUGUUGUUUGGACUAAAUUUUGCUUCUUUGGUUCAGACUGUGGUUUCCAGAACCUUUUAAAAUCUGCUAUUUUAGUCCUGACCAAACCUGAGGGAUUGUACUUCCUUGCUGGCAUGAACUUGGAACUGCUCUGGCCAUUUGUGGAUAAGAUGGAACACCCCUGCAAAAAAAAACAUUGGACAUCUGGUUCCUGUGAUCACCUAAGUCAAACUAUUCUUUAGAUAAAAGCAUUACACUUUAUACCACUCUCAAUUUGUUUACAUCCUAAUUAUGCAGAAAAAAACAUUUAGUGGAAUUCCCUUUUAGGUUAAAUAAUCCUCACUGCUCAUCUAAAGGAAAACAUUCAAAUAAGUUAGUCCAGUUAGUGGCUUCAGGUUUUCAUUCUUUAAAAAAAAAAGCAACACGCUUUACCACUUGUUUAAUCAGUUGGUCAGUCUUCAAUCAACCAGUGGAAUGAAAACCUGCAGCAACACUGGCCAGUUGCAGUUAUAUUAAGCACCCCAUUACUGAGCUUUCUGACAUUUUGAAGCUUGUAUGUACUUGCCGAUUUUGAGUUGACUUUACUUCAGACUAGAUGUAAAGCCAGUUUGUACAUAGGCAAAAGUAGAAUGUACAUUUGCAUACAGUAUAUUGCUAGUUACUGUGUGCUUGGGAAAGAGUUAGAUAUUUAAAGUAAUAAUCACAGGUCCUAGGCCAAGCAGUUAAGUUUCACGUGCAUUGGUCAUGAACUCGUUUGUUUAGCCCUUGUGUGUUAAUAGGUGUUGGCGAGGGUGGGUGUGGACUGAAAGUAAAAGGGGUGACUAGUGUUUUUUUUAUUUUUUAAUUCAAAAUGACUGAAGAUGCUGAAGAAGAGAAGUUGUUCUGUGCUGGAGCCAGAGACAACAUCACGUUCCUUCCUGGAUUCUUUACUGUACUGACUUAAAUAAAAUUUCUGGAAAAACUCCAUGGUAGAGUGUUUCUCAACCAUGGUGUCUCUGUCUCUUCA
Molecule: messenger RNA, 5642 nt
Organism: Astyanax mexicanus (Mexican tetra)
Lineage: Eukaryota; Metazoa; Chordata; Actinopteri; Characiformes; Acestrorhamphidae
Gene: rprd2a
Product: regulation of nuclear pre-mRNA domain containing 2a
Exons: 10
Coding region: 73-3558 (1161 amino acids)
Biological process (GO): mRNA 3'-end processing
Cellular component (GO): RNA polymerase II, holoenzyme
Molecular function (GO): RNA polymerase II complex binding
Source: RefSeq, a predicted model, not a curated record